GGCCACGCGGCUCGGGUUUAUUUACAUGGCGAAGGAGGAGCAGAUUGGGAAGACCUGUCCUCGGUAGUUCAUUGAGGAAAACCAUGUCUUUCUCCUUAUUAUCUAGACAUUUGCAUCGUUCUGUGUCACUAUGUUGGCAGAGAGUACCGGCAGCUGUAGGGACAUUGGAUCCAUUGGUCGCACGGUUACUCAAGGGUCUUCGUGCAGGUCAACGAGCAAGUUUGGCAGAAUCUAUUACACUAGUUGAAACGUCUCAUCCGAAGAAGAAGCUUCAAGCCAGACAGCUCUUGAGUGCAGUAAUGCAGGAUGCCACGGAGACUCAGUACCGAAUAGGCACAAAGGCCCUAAGCUUUCGCCUUGGCUUGUCUGGCCCCCCAGGAGCAGGAAAGUCCACUUUCAUUGAGACCUUUGGAAAGUUCUUAACUGCCCGUGGACAUAAAGUAGCAGUGCUAGCAGUUGAUCCCUCAUCGGUCACAACAGGAGGUUCCCUUUUAGGGGAUAAGACAAGGAUGCAUGAACUUUCCCGUGAUAUGAAUGCUUACAUUAGACCUUCGCCCUCUCGAGGUCACUUAGGUGGUGUGACAAGGUCAACCAAUGAGGCCAUUGUACUUUGUGAAGCAGCUGGGUUUGAUAUAGUGAUUGUAGAAACCAUUGGUGUUGGUCAAAGUGAAUUUUCUGUUGUAGAUAUGGUUGAUCUCUUCACUCUUCUUAUCCCACCUGGAGGGGGAGAUGAGUUACAAGGUCUAAAAAGAGGCAUUAUGGAGAUGAGUGACCUCAUAGUAGUCAACAAAAGUGAUGGGGACCUCGUGCCUGCUGCAAGGCGUAUGCAAUAUGAGUACAUAUCUGCCCUGAAAUUUAUAAGGCCCAAGAACAAAUACUGGAAAACUCCAGUGAAGCGAAUAUCCUCACAGACGGGAGAAGGAGUUCCAGAACUGUGGGAUCUUAUGCAAAAUUAUCGCAUGGCCAUGGAGGAAAGUGGUGAAUAUUUGAGGCGUAGGCAGAAUCAGAGACGGGCUUGGCUGUGGACCCAUCUCAAGGAAAACUUGAUCCAUGUGUUUUUGAACUCCCCUGGAAUGAAGCAGAGUUUAGAAGAAAUUGAAAGAGAAGUUACCAUAGGUGCAGUGUCACCAGGAGAUGCAGCUGAUUAUCUUCUUCAAGAACAUGUUGAUUUGUUGAAACAUGAUGACAGGAAAAUUUUAUAGAGAGGAUUAUAAGAUUUUUUAUUUGGCUUUGUGUAUAAUAUUCAUAUUUAAGGAUAUCACACUUGUUCAUUAAUGGCAGCUGCAACUCAAACUUUUGAAUUGAUAUAUUUUUUAUGACAAAGUGAAUAUUAAGUGAAAUAUAUUUUGGGUUUAAAACGGGUUAAUGAAAAAGGAAGAAUAUCCUUG
Molecule: messenger RNA, 1388 nt
Organism: Penaeus chinensis
Lineage: Eukaryota; Metazoa; Arthropoda; Malacostraca; Decapoda; Penaeidae
Gene: mRpL16
Product: methylmalonic aciduria type A protein, mitochondrial-like
Exons: 2
Coding region: 84-1202 (372 amino acids)
Biological process (GO): mitochondrial translation
Cellular component (GO): ribosome; cytoplasm; mitochondrial large ribosomal subunit
Molecular function (GO): GTP binding; structural constituent of ribosome; GTPase activity
Source: RefSeq, a predicted model, not a curated record